Molecule: messenger RNA, 657 nt
Organism: Endocarpon pusillum Z07020
Lineage: Eukaryota; Fungi; Ascomycota; Eurotiomycetes; Verrucariales; Verrucariaceae
Exons: 2
Coding region: 1-657 (218 amino acids)
Biological process (GO): Rho protein signal transduction
Cellular component (GO): cytosol; membrane; cytoplasm
Molecular function (GO): protein binding; Rho GDP-dissociation inhibitor activity
Source: RefSeq, a predicted model, not a curated record
AUGGCUAGUCGCCACGAAGACGAUCUUGCUCCAUCCAAGACCGAAGGCUUCAAGGUCGGGGAGAAGAAGACAUUGGAUGAAUAUGCUAAGCUAGAUCAAGAAGAUGAAGCUCUCAAUCGAUGGAAGGCAUCACUAGGUCUAGGAUCAGGUAAAACCGUCGGAGAUCCCAACGACCCUCGCAAAUGUGUCAUCAAAUCUCUUGCUCUGGUACGGCCUCCUCCCUUCUAUUGCCAUAUCCACCGUGCUAAACAAGGUCACUUCCAGGAAGUCCAAGGUCGACCCGACAUCACUAUUGACCUCUCCGCUCCUGGCGCUGUUGAAACUCUCAAAAACAAGCCAUUCACCAUCAAGGAAGGCUGUAGGUACCAGAUGAAAGCCAUCUUUGUUGUUCAACAUGAAGUGCUCAGUGGACUCAAGUAUGUUCAAGCUCUAAAGCGAAAAGGCAUCCGGGUCGGCAAGGACGAGGAGAUGAUUGGAAGCUAUCCACCAAAUACCACUGACAAGCCGACGUACGAGAAGAAAUUUGCUCCAGAAGAGGCUCCGAGCGGCAUAAUGGCAAGAGGCCACUACGACGCUGUGAGCAAAUUCAUCGACGACGAUGAUGUUACUCACCUGAAGUUUGAAUGGUCAUUCGACAUCACCAAAGAUUGGAAAUGA